AUGGACACUUCGCACCAGCGCAGGUCGCCGACGUCGCCGGCCAAGCAGCAGGACGCUCUUCUCGACGCCAUUGCGCACGGCAAGACCAAGGCCGCGCUCUCCCUCGUGCACAAGCUGGCUGCCAGCGGCGACCGCACGGUGGCCGACACGCUGGAGAAAGCGCUGCUGGAAGCUGCGAAGCAGGGCAUGCUCGCGGUCGUCGAGGCGCUCGUGGCUGUCACCGAUGUCAACACUGUCACAAAGAGCCGCGAGAACGCACUGCAUUUGGCGGCCGAGGAGGGCCACGCGGACGUGGUUGCCGAGCUGCUGACGACCAAGAUCCGCGUCGACGCCAAAAACUCGUCGAACCAGACGCCCUUCUUACUCGCCGCGUCAGUGGGCCACGUCGAUGUGCUCGAUGUGCUCGUCGCCGCCUCCGACAUCAAUGCGGUCGACGACGAAGGACGCAGUGCCCUCGGCGUCGCAGCGUUCCAGGGCAACGUUAACGUCGUCGGGUUCCUUCUCAGCUGCCUCGACAUUGAAGUCGACCUCCAGGACCGGUUUGGCGCAACACCCCUCAUGCUCGCCGUCUCGGAAGGCCAUGACGAGAUUGUGACGCAGCUUCUCGACGCCAACUGCGCACUCGACUUUAUUGACGCGGAGCACCGGACGGCGCUCGUGUGCGCGCUCGACGACGAAGACAAUGCGCACGUCGACCUCGCGACGCUCCUCAUUGAGCGCGGCGCCGACAUCAACCUCGCCAACCUCACCGGGUACUCGGCCUUGCACUUGGCGAUCCAACUCGGCGACUUGGGGCUGGUCCAGCUCCUCCUUGACCACGGGGCCAACAUGGAGGCGACGACCGCGACCGAGUAUGGCCGGGACACGCCCUUGACGCUCGCGCUCGAGCUCGAGCGCACCGAGAUUGCGCAGCACCUGAUUGAAGUCGGUGCGCUUGUCAACGUCUCCAACUCGGAGGCCAAGACGCCACUGCACUUGGCCGUCGAGAAGCAGCACGCGAACGUUGUCGAGGCGCUCGUCGCCAAAGGCGCUGACCUCGAAGCGCGCAACCUCUACGGCGCGACGCCGCUCAUGGUCGCGGCGGUCGAGAUGACGGACUUGGCGUUGACGCAGCUGCUCUUGCAGCACGGCGCGUCGAUUGACGCGAGUAACACGAACAAUGACACGCUCUUGUCACUCGCGGCCAUGACGCAAGAGAAGGAGAUUGCGCUGCUGCUGUACAAGACGUACUACCGCGCGCCGUCCGACAUUCCGCUGCUCGUGCCCAGCACCGCGCCGCCGUCGACCGUCCACAUUGGCGACCUAGUCUACUUUAUGUUUGCGUCCGACGACGAUUCGCACGUGCUCUCGAGCGACGGCUUUCUGCACUCGGAUCUGCACGUCUCAGAUGUGCAUGACUGGCUCGACCACCUCUUCGUCGUGCACCCGCAGCUGUCGUACGACCACGUGAGCGUCGGCGCCUUCACCGAAACGUCGGUCUCCAUGUCGAGCCUCACAAAGCCCGACCCGUACUCGGAAGAAGAGCGUGAAAAAAAGCGCAAUGCGACUCUACUGGUCGCGACGCGGACAACGACGACCGAGGUCCAGUACAACACGACGUACCAGCUGCUGCACGUCAAGUCGCAAAAGUACCUCCGCGUCAACCCCCUCGCGGCGCCCGGCACGGCCAACGUCUCGCUCGAUGCACAAGGGUCGUGCUACUCGUGGUUUCAGUUUAUGCAGCUCGCGGUGCCGUCGACGGGCAAGGAGUUUGACGAGCCCGUGGCCACGUCGACGCCGAUCUCGCUUGUGAGCGCCUGCCUCGGCGACCUCGUCGGCUCGAACCAGCGCGCCAAGCCCGUCGUGAUCACGCCGCCCAAGCCAUCUUUGCUGGCCAUUGGCAUGUACGCCCACCACGAAGCGUCCGCGGCGUUGCCCAAGGUGCUCCAAGAGCCGUGCCACCUGCUCCUCCAGGACCAAGCGGUAGCGUGUCUCGGCCAGCGCCUCGUGCCAUUAGCGACGUCGCUCGAGACGGUGCUGCAGCCACACAAGUCGAUGGACUCGGUGUUUGCGAUCGAACUCCUCGUCGCCAACGACGAAGACUGGUACCAGCUCCGGCAUGUUGGCACGCGCUACGUGCUCGGCAUGCAGUGUCCGUGCGUCACACGCGACUACAGCAUUCCCGCCGUGCUCCUCACCGAAGACACGGAGACAAUGACGCUCGCGACGCUCAAACUGGACCUCGCAUCCGACCUACGCGUGACGGUUCAGUCCACGUGCGCGCGCUGCGGCCAUCUCUGGCAUCUGAUCGGGCACAAGGACAAGCUGUACUGGAGCCCCGAGAAGGGCACCGAGGCCUUUCGCCUCGAGCCAAUCCCGGUCGACGAGAGCCAAAUGCUAUACGAAGUGUACCACUGGCGCGAGAGCUUCCUCAAGCUCGCGCAUGCUGCGCUGACGCAGGCGCCGCCGUCGCGCCUCCACCACAUCAUGGCCCACGUGACGACGACGACGAUGCAGAUCGUCGAGCUCAUGGACAAGCAGUUUGAAGAAGACGAAGAAAACGCGCGCUUGCGAGCGUAUAAGACGGUGUGCAUCGACAUGGACAUUCUCGAUGCUAUCUUUAUGGCGGCUGCGUGCUUGGACUACAUUCCGGCCAGCGACGACCUGACUGCGAUGCUCGUCCCGUUUUGGAAAGCGCUGCGGUGCCUCAUUGUGGGCAAUGCGGCCAGCGAGGCGUACUUGCUCAUGGAGUUUGACGCAUCGCAUGGCAAGAUCAAGAUCAUCAACGCGCUCUCGAGCCGCGCGUCGGUCGGCAAUGUCGACUGCACGGCCAUCAUCGCGACUCUCAUCGCCAAGAACCCGAAUUCGCUCGAGCUGUUUCUCGACCAAAGCAACGUGCACGGCAAAGCGUCGGCGUUCGCGGCCGACUAUGCGCGCGACCCGAUCCGCACGAUGCAGCUGCUCAUCGCGAUGAGCUCGACCGACCGCGACGCGCUGAGCUUCCUCACGGCGGCCAAGUUGGAGGACCAUGAAACUAAGGUAGCGACACUUCUGCUCCAGCACGUGUGGGCGCAUCACUGCAUCGAGACGAGUAUCGACGAGACAACGUCCGAUGUCGCCGUGUCGUGGUCGACGACGUCGCAGGUCGAUUUGCUCUUGCAGCCGGACGAGCUCGGUCUCUUGCCAGAAGCCCACGUCGAAGACGGCGUCGCCCGCGUGCCGCUCCAAGUGCUCAGCCGCGCGAUCCAGCCGCACCUCAAGACGUUCUGGGCCGACAGCUUUACCAAGCGCGCGCAGAAAUGGUGCGUCUUGUUCCUCCACCAGCUCAAGCUCGUGUCAGUGCUCGUCAAGACCAACGUGACGUGCCAAAAGCUCUUUCAAAAGAAAUUCUCGCUCCCGCUCUUGCUGCGCGUGAUCGAGUCGCCGGCGAUGCAAGGCCUGCCGUACUCGAUGCGCGGGCUCUUUCUCCAGCUCUUCCAGUACCUCUACUUGGCACCCCCGACGACCGCGAGCCAGGACAUUCGCCUCACAACGUGGUUCCUCAACCUCGACAGCCGCGCGUCGCUCGGGUUCAUGGACGACGACAACGCGUACGUCUCGUCCGUCGCGCAAGAGUCGGUGAAAGCGCUCAUUGCCGACACGCUCAACCGCCCAAAAGCGCCCAACAACUACUUUGCGUUUGUGUACCACGUGCUCGAUCUCCUCGACCUCGUGCUCGACCUCGGAUGGUACACGGCGAUCCCGAGCUUCAUGUGCGGCCGGCUGCUCAAGACGCUCUUUGCGGCGGGCAUGAGCUGGGAGCUGCUCACGCCGGUCGUGUACCCGGACGUGCACUCGGACAUGGACCCGUUCGACCUCCUCGGCGCGACGUCGCUUUCGAUGGGCGUCAACAAGGUCGUCUUGUGCCAGCGCCGGCUCCUCGCGGUCAUUGCCAAGUUUACGCAGCUCUUUGUGCUCCGCAGCAUCGAGUACACUAUGGACUAUAUGCCCGAAGCCUCGGAUGUCAUGGUGCAGUACCUCUCGAUGCUCGCGUGUCACUCGGACCGGCUCCUCGCCGAGGCAGCGAUGCGCAACGUGGCGCAGAUUCUGCCGGCAUACAACUUUGCGUGGAUGCGCACGGAUUACGUCAUCUGCAUGAAGCUCAAGCGCGUGAACGCCGACUACGAGAAGCUCCGCGAAGUGCUCAAAGACGCCAACACCAUUUUGGACGCGCGCGCGCACGAGAUUCGCUUCACCUUGUCCAAAGAAGACGCGAAAAAGUCGUUCCACAAGGCGAGCGGGAAGCGCAAGGACAUUCUGAGCGCGCUCUCGCCGGUAUUGCAAGCGUGCCGGCUCAGCGACAAGUGGGGCAAGGACGCGUCGCUUGUCGACUUGCUCUUGCUCGCGCACGUACCCAAGCGGAUUCUGUCCUACUUGACGACGUCGUUGCUCAAGCACGCGUUCACCGUGCCCGACUACGAGACGCUCAACGUCGAGCAAAACUACUUUUGCCCCAACCAAGCGUUCUACCCGUACCGUCAGUUCAAGGAGCAGUGUGUCCGCGACCGCAUCAAGUUUGCCAAGUCGCUUCUGCAGGUGCUCAAGGCCAUGCUCCGCCACCCGCAAGCGCUUCUGGAUGACACCAAGAUGGAGCUCCUCUCGAUCCUCGGGCGCCUCGUGCAGGCGAAUGCGACGUUUGUCGAGAGCGUCGGCCACAUUGUGCUCGAGAUGCUCCAUGGCACGACGCCAUAUAUGCCAGUCGACUCGCGCUUUACAACGCUCUUUCAAAUCCUGCUCGAACAUCUGCAGACGAGCGAAAUGGCCGGCCGCGUCGUGCUCCGGCUCGUCAACAUUGCACCCCGCGCCGAGUGGAAGCACGACAUCAACCUCUACCUCUUCCACUCGGAUCUCGACAUCAAGCAGACGUUGGCGCUCGUGGACGCGGACGAGCCCGAGACGCUGGCGUCACCGUCGUCCCGUCCCGUGAGCAGCGGGCCGAUGCCGGAAGCCAAGCUCUCGAUCUACUGCAACUUGCUCGAGCUGCUCGCGAUGGUCGCGGACGGCAAGACGCACGAGAGCAUGUUUGGCCACCUCGAGAGCAAGAGCAUCUUUUCGCUGCAGUGGCUCCUCGAGCUCUUUUUACAGAAGCGGUCGACGCUCCAGCUCAAGCGCGUGUCGCUGCUGCUCAUGGCGUGCCUCUACUUUGAGAGCACGGUCGGCGUCGUGCAGCUGCCGGCGUCGUCCUUGCCGUCGCUCGAGCUCGUCUUCCAGCGCUGCCACAGCUUGCUCCGCGACCUCUCGCCCAAGAACGAGCUCAUCGUGCUCGAAGGUAUUUUGCCCUGGCUCCGCGGCUGGUACACGCUUGUCGAGACGCGCAAGCAGCCGCUCGUGCUCGACUUUCACGGCGCGUCGAUCACGCCGCUCUUAACGGCCAUCCACGACCUCCUCGAGACGCUCAUCAAGGACCACGCGCGGUUCACGUGCGUGCACACGACGGUCACGCUGGAAGAAAUGGUGGCGCGUCUCCAGCGGCCGGAGCUGUGCCCGCACAUGGCCGCGCUCGUCUGGGCCCAGCGCCGCGUCGCACGCGAUUUGCAAAAGGCCGGGCUCGAGAAGAGCGCCGGCUUGUGCCAAGGCCACUUUCGCGAGUUUGUGCGGCAGACCGUCGUCGAGUGCAUGGCGCCGAUUCUCAAGGAGCAGCUGCCGCUUCUCGAGCCGUCGGUGGUCCACGCCCACGGCCAGAUCGCCCACUUUGUCUCGAACGAAGACGAGGUCGCGCACGUCGUGCACGUGGCCGAGUUCUUGCUCCGUUGCGAGCCCAAGGCGGUGGCGCCAACGACCCACGACCUCCUCGCGAUCGUGCUCUCCAAGCAGGACUGGAACGUCAAGCCCAAGGCGCACAAGACGCCGACGACGCUCACGAGCGGCAACGUCGAAGGGCUCCUCUCCGGCCCGCGCAAGUGGCUCUCGACCCGUACCUUCCACGGCGAAAAGUACCGGUCGAUCGACAUUGCGCGCCAGCCGUCGUCCGGACACUCGCUGGCGCCCAUUGUGCUGGACCUCGACCAAGUCGCGACCUCGUGGAAGCAGACGCUGACGAGCAUGGUGGACGCGACCGCGCUCCUCCAGGCGCUCGCACAGCUUGUGCUGCAGGAGACGCCGUCGUGGACGCUGGCGCUCGGCUUCCUCGUGCACGCACUGCGGGCCAAGCGUAUGAAAGCCACAUCCGACGACGAGCCGGACGAGAAGGUGCUAUUGCAAGCCGCCGCGAUCUGGCGCAAGACGCUCGCGGUCGCCGUCAAGGUCGACGUGGCCAAGGUCGUCCUCACGUGCAUCCAGCGGGCGAUGCGGGACGCCACCAACCCCGUGCUGAGUGCAAUGACGCUGCAGCUGCUCGCCGAGUUCCUCGCGGAUGGGUACGACGCGGCGCAGGACGCACUGUACGCGUCACUGGACGCGAGCUCGCCCGAGCAGCAGCUACUGGUCGCCACCUUCCUCAUGCAGCACGUCGAAGCGCAGACGCACGCCGUGGCCGCCCACACGCACCACGACGUGGUCCUCGACGGUGCGAUUUCAGCGCUCACGCUGCUCCAACUGCUUUGCGAGAACCACCACCACGACUGGCAAGCGCUCAUGCGCUCGACGACGAUUCGACCGCCACAGAGUUUUCUCGACAGCGCGAUCGAGCUUCUCAGUGCGAUUUGCAGCCGCGGGCUUCGGUUUGAACCCACGGACAUGAAGGUGCUCUCCAAGGUGUUUGCGUUCCUGAGCGAGGCGUGCCAAGGGCCGUGCUUGGAGAACCAAGCGAUUCUGACCGAGAGCAUCGUGCCCAAGUGGUGUGCGCUGCUCGUGCUCGACACGCGCGACGUGCCGGCCGCGGACCGCGUCGCCGCCGCCAAGUUGCGCAAAAACGCGAGCGAAGUGCUUCUGGCGAUGACCGAGUGCCGCAGCGACGCCGUCGUGCACAUUCCGCUCUCGCGCUUGCUGCCGCCCGACGACAUUGCAUCAGUCCUCUCGCACAACCGCCAGCUGCUCAAGACAUCGGACACGCGGUUGGGCCAUGCAGUCUUUGAAGCGUCCAUCGAGUUUCUCCGCGUCGCGUAUGCGCUGUUGGCGUGCAAUGACGUGGCACUCGCAGCGUUCGCCAAGCAGUGGAAGGACCUCGAGAACAGCGACGUCGACUUUUUCGCGGGCCAAACGAUCUCGAUUCAGAUCGUGCGCGGCGACGCCAACGUGGCCGUCUACUUUCCCAAGCCGCCGGAAGCCAAGUACCUCCAGCGUCCGGAGCAGAAGCGGCUUCUGGACGCGAUGGAGAUGGGCACAGAAAACGCUCUCUCGGUCUUUACGUCCAAGGCAGCGCGGACGAUCGACGAGGAGCUCAAGACGCGGCACGCGCUCGCCGACUCGCGCUUGUACGCGUGGAUGGCCGGCCACAGCCUCGCGCUCCGUCGGUGGAUGUUCAUUUUGUGUCUCUUCCUCAACUUUAUCAUGGUGCUCGGCAUGGAGAUGGACGAGGCGACGCUGCUGCCCUCGAUGGAAGCCAACGUGCAAGCGGUGUUUUACGCGUUUGGCGUGAUUUUCGCGCUCAUUUGCACGUCGCUGUGGAUCUUCCACAUUGCGACCAGCAUGUCGUUCCACAUGGCCAAGCAGCAAAUCGAGCCAAUGAAGCUGUACAUGCUGCAGUGGGCCGACGUCAAGCAGCGCGUUGUGACGGCGAUUUUGGACCUGCUGUUUGUCUUUGCGGUGCUCGCGGGCGUCUUUAUCGUCAUCAUCCUCGUCUUUGGCACGGACGACGUCGUGACGCAGAUCAACGCCGUGCUCGCGCUCCUCUUCUUCAUCUACUCGUGCUUCCGGUGCCUCCGCCGCAUUGCCGGCACCUUGCACUUUAUGUACAUUGUCGAAGACCACGCGAUCAACAAGAAGCUCGGGUGCGCCCGGCUGCUAUUCUGGUACAACGUCGUAUUCGACACGCUGGUCUCGGACGUGGUCGUUAUCUUCACCAUCUACACGCUCUGCGCGUACAUUGGGCUUGCGCGCUCGUGUCUCUCGUAUGGGUACCUCUUUUAUGGUGUCCCGCUGCUCGACCUCCUCGGCACGAAUGCCCGUCUCGCCAACAUUCUCAAGGCCGUCACGUUCAACUUGGCGCCGCUGGGCAUGACGAUGGCAUUUGGCGCGAUCGUCAUCUACGUCUUCUCGCUCAUCGGGUUCUUCUUCUUCCAAGCGGAAAUGAUGGAAGGCGACGCGAACGCGCAGUGCUCGUCGAUGAUGCAGUGCUUCUUUGUCUACAUGCACUACGGGUUGCUGAGUGGCGGCGGCAUUGGCGACUACAUGACGGGGUCGAUCGACCACCCGCUCGACUACACGGAGCCGGUCAAGUUCUUCUUCCGCGUCGUUUACGACCUCUUCUUCUUCAUCAUCGUGCUGCUUUUCCUCAUGAACGUCAUCAUGGGUAUCAUCAUCGAUGCGUUCGGCGCGCUGCGUGAGGCGGCCGAAGAGAAGGACCGGACGGCCAUGAACUCGUGUCUCGUGUGCAACACGUCCAAGGACGACAUUGAGUACGCGGGCAUUCGCCUUGGCCUCCGCGACAACUUUGCGCGCCACACGAACGAAGAGCACAACCUGUGGCACUACUUCUUCUUCAUCAUGUACCUCAAGGGCAAGCCGACGACCGACAUGAACGGCACCGAGUCGUUCGUGUACCAGAAGGUCCAGGCCAAAGAGAUGUCGUGGAUCCCCAAGAACCGCGAUGUCGCCAACGACUCGGACAUUGAGCAGCUCAAGGACCAAGUGCGUGAGCUCACGGAACUCAUUACGUCCAAGCUUCGGGAUCUUUAAGCCCCUUGCAUAUGCAUGUUUCCACUGUCAUC
Saprolegnia diclina VS20 is the source of this 8825-nucleotide messenger RNA. RefSeq lists its product as hypothetical. The coding region runs from base 1 to 8793 and encodes 2930 amino acids. The record is from RefSeq and is a predicted model, not a curated record. Gene Ontology annotation, biological process: transmembrane transport; calcium ion transport. Gene Ontology annotation, cellular component: membrane. The transcript is spliced from 23 exons. Lineage: Eukaryota; Oomycota; Saprolegniomycetes; Saprolegniales; Saprolegniaceae. Gene Ontology annotation, molecular function: monoatomic ion channel activity; protein binding.